GAUUACGGCGUCACGAGUUGUCGCCUAGAACGUUGAGCUAUGGCCCACAUCGUUCUUGCGACGCGACGAGCUCUGCAGGACGCCUCGCGUCCCUUCGCAAGUUCAUUUGGUCUCAGCAAACUCCCAGAACAUGCGGACGUUGUAGCGAUCUCGUCGCUGUUCUUUCUAACUGUUCACCAGUUCAUUGGUCCCAGGCUGAGCAAAGCGCUCUUUCCGAGGAGUUAUGGACAACUCAAAACGCGACGAGACAGGAAUAACUGGAAUAUUCGCGUCGUUUCUCUCGUUCAUGCACUCGUAAUCAUCCCUUUGGCGUUCCGGAACGUGAGUCUACCUGCACUCGAUGCAGACCGUGCAUUUGGGUGGGAUUCUCGACAGGGUUUGCUUGGUGGUAUUGCGUGUGGAUAUUUCAUUUGGGAUACGCUGGAGUCUCUGUGGCAUUUCACUGAUAUUGGCUUUGUCGUGCACGGUCUUGCUUGCUUGCUCAUUUAUAUGUUGUCCUUCAAACCAUUUAUUGCGUACUAUGGACCUCGAUUUUUGCUCUGGGAACUGAGCACGCCAUUCCUCAACUUCCACUGGUUCCUUGAUAAAAUGAACCUCACUGGGUCGAUUUUCCAACUUAUCAACGGUCUAUUUCUCCUGAGUACAUUCGCGGGAGUACGUCUCAUCUAUGGUUCUUACCAAUCGAUUGCGUUCUACCGCACACUCUAUUCAAUCCGUAACGAAGUUCCGCUAGCCGUGUUGCUGACGUUUGGAAUUGGCAACGUCAUACUGAACGGUCUGAACGUGUUCUGGUUCUUUAAGAUGAUUGACGCAUUGCGGAGGCGUAUGAAGCCGUCGUCCAAGCCCAGCUCGAACGGCAAGGACACAAAAGGCAAGUGGGUGAAUGGGAGGAAAGCGGAGUGAAUUUUAUUAUGACCUUGGGACUUGGAUAAGAAGGUCGAAAUAUAACCUGUUGUGUUCCUGAAGAUUAUUUUGUUUUGCAAGUGGUAUAUAUAUGUAUCUUGCAG
Messenger RNA from Fomitiporia mediterranea MF3/22, 1007 nucleotides. Its product is annotated as DUF887-domain-containing protein. The transcript is spliced from 7 exons. NCBI's taxonomy places the organism in Eukaryota, Fungi, Basidiomycota, Agaricomycetes, Hymenochaetales, Hymenochaetaceae. The record is from RefSeq and is a predicted model, not a curated record. The coding region runs from base 40 to 903 and encodes 287 amino acids. Gene Ontology annotation, cellular component: endoplasmic reticulum; membrane. Gene Ontology annotation, biological process: lipid homeostasis.